This is a messenger RNA of Apis mellifera (honey bee), 2906 nucleotides long. Its product is annotated as serine protease snake. Gene Ontology annotation, biological process: proteolysis. The coding region runs from base 425 to 1588 and encodes 387 amino acids. Gene Ontology annotation, molecular function: serine-type endopeptidase activity. Lineage: Eukaryota; Metazoa; Arthropoda; Insecta; Hymenoptera; Apidae. The transcript is spliced from 5 exons. The record is from RefSeq and is a predicted model, not a curated record.
UCGUAUGGACAAUUGUACACAACUUUGUACGUCAUUAAUGAUUUAUUGAAUUGAGAAAGAAAAAGAAAAAGAAAAUUCAAGAAUCGUAAAAUAUUGCACAUAAGUUUCAUUGUAUUGUUCAAAUCCGGUUCGCGGCAAAAACGGCGGACACGUAAUAUAUUAAUCGCUGUAGUAUACUUAUCCAUUAUUUUUUUCGUUUUGAUAUUCUAUUCCUCCUUUUUUUCUCUUCUUUGAGAUCGAAAUUGACACGCUUCAAUAUUUCUACGAAUCUUUCCUUUCUGCCUGAUUCAUGGUUAUGGACUCGAGUUUGCUUGACCAUCAGUUUAGUCUUGAACUGCACGCCACGCGCAUUAACAACGUUUAUCAAUAACGUUUUAUCAACAACGUUUUAUUUCUAUUCGCGUUAUUUUUCAUUAUCAAGGAAAUGUGCAACCACAUUCUAUCGAGCGUAAUUUUCGUUUCACUUCUUGUCAUUCUAUCGUACGCGAUCGACGACGAACUUUACGAAGGGAGUCAAUGUACGUUGGAAGAUGGUAAGACAGGCAUCUGCAAGAAAUUAACGGAUUGUCCAAUGAGAAUACGAGAAGUGCAACGAGGCAUAAGGGAUUCAACUUCAACAGGAAGAUGCGGAUUCUCUGAUUUUACCGAGAUCGUUUGUUGUCCUACAGUGAAUUUCGAAAGAAUGGUGUUGCCUCGUCCGGCUGAUAUUGCUUGUCAAGAAUACGGCAAUAAUGUAACAACAAAAGAGGAACAAAAUUUGUCUUUUCACAUAUUUAAUGGAAAAUUGGCUAUGUCCAGUGAAUUUCCAUACGUAGUGGCUUUGGGAUAUCAAAACGACAACAUUUCCGAACCUAUCAAAUAUAAUUGUGGAGGUAGUUUGAUAUCUUCUCAGUAUGUAUUGACCGCGGCGCACUGUGUCAGUAAUAUAAAUGAGAAAGUACCGAUCGAAGUACGAUUAGGAAACGAAGAUAUACGAAGUAUCGAAUCGAACGUGCAACGAAUUCCGAUAAGCGAUAUAAUAUGUCAUCCGAAGUAUAAACGCAGUACGCAAUACAACGACGUCGCUAUUUUGAGGCUGAAAACGAAGAUACAGGUUUCGAAAACGACUAAGCCUAUUUGUCUUCAAACCAAGUCCUUAAGAUCGUUGAAGAUAACACCGAGGACAUCUUUAAUAGUGAUUGGAUGGGGCGCUACGAGUUUCGAUGCCGAGAAUUCUGUCAAAUUGAGAAAGACGCCUAGUCUCAGCAUUGUGAGUAGAGAAGAAUGCGAAAAACACUACAUGGGGCAUCCGAGAUUACCCAAUGGCAUCGACGACAAUUUCAUUUGUGCUAUAGACAAUAAUUCCAGUCGAAGGGCGGACGCUUGUCAAGGAGACAGUGGGGGCCCAUUGUUAAUGAUGAGCGAAAGAGGUGAUAGCGUAAUUGGAAUCACAGCUUUCGGCAAUACUUGCGGUUCACCCGCCCCGGGUGUUUACACCGCGAUUUAUUCGUAUUUAGAUUGGAUCGAGGAACACGUUUGGACGAAUAAAAAUGUGGAGAAAAAAAAUAUCGUGAAGACAGGAUUUUUCAACAUUACGAUCACGUUCUAGUGAAACACACUUUACACAUGUGUUUGCCAAUACGUAUCUCAGGUAAUGAUCUCCAGGUAAUGGAAUUCGAUUAUAUCAUGGAGAUUAUUUUGUAUUGCGGGUUUUGAUCAUACACGACGUCGCAGAUGAUUAAUGAACUGUCAUCGAUAAAAGGAAAAGAAAAAAAGACGAGAAAAGGGGAUAAACAUUAACAAAACCCUCUUUUAUUUAUUCACAUUCUGUACAAAUAUUUUACAUAAUGUCUGAUAAUAUCUAUUUUGUCAACUCGAGUUAUAUCGACCGGUAAUGUGUGAUAAGCAUCGAUUUGAAUACUCAUUAAAAACAUUAAGUACAAUUAAAAAAAAUAAUAGAUCUUGAAACAAAGACAUAGACAUCGUUGUUCAAUGUUAUUAUCGAAUCGAUCAUGUUAUUUUAUUUUAGAAAACGGAUAAAACGGAAGAAAAACUGAAAUAAAAAAAAAGAAAAAAGAUUUUACAAAUUUAUUUAAAUUUAUUUACGUUUAACAAGGGCCUCGUAUCUUCGAACUUGUUACUUUUUAAGAUAAGAUGCAAAAAAAAACAUACCAGCACCAAGAUUUAAAGCGAUUCCAAGUAAUCUACGAUAUAAGGUUCCACGUUUUCCUCAUAACGAUUAAAAUUUUGUAAACCGCAAAAACCACAACAUCAACGCAUAUAAAUAUAAGAUAUGGAUAAAGUCUCGCGUGGAGGGUAAGUUGUCGGAUUUAUCAUAGAACAUCGAAAUCCUUAUUUAUUCAACAAAGGGUGUACAACGAUUAUGAUACAAGUGUACGCGAUAUGCGAUGUAAUACUGUUAACGAUCAGGUGCAAUUACUAGAUAUAUAAUUAAUUUACAAUCUAACGAACGAGUUCCAAAGAAUUUCAUUAUUCCCACGUCCGUGACGCACGAUUCAAGCGAAAUUAAUCGGGAGUCGUUUCGUCGUUCAUCAACUAACUUCUUAUCUUUUUAUUAUUUGAAAAGAUUCCGUGCGUAUAUAAAAUUUAAAGAAGAGAUAUUUCCAUCGUAUAAUAAUUAAACACGUAUUGUAUUCCCAUCACCCGUAAAAAUCUUCCAAUUUCGUAUCGUAAUUGAAAUUUAACUUUCUCUCAUCGAGCCGGAAAAAAUUGAUGGAUCUAAGAUGAUCCAAGAUUAAGAAGAGAGAGAGAGAAGAUCAAUUCGGAUUAUCUAAUGCGUCUAUAGUCCGUUCAAAAUCGAUCAACCGUUCAAAAUUAUCAUCGGGACAAAUAUAUUUUUGAACGAUCGAUCGAUUCCAAACAAACCGAUACGAUGUGGAACAACGAGAAUAAUUUAAAAAAAAAAA